This is a messenger RNA of Teleopsis dalmanni, 2250 nucleotides long. Its product is annotated as alpha-mannosidase 2-like. Bases 30 to 1895 code for a protein of 621 amino acids. Gene Ontology annotation, molecular function: carbohydrate binding; alpha-mannosidase activity. Gene Ontology annotation, cellular component: Golgi membrane. The record is from RefSeq and is a predicted model, not a curated record. Lineage: Eukaryota; Metazoa; Arthropoda; Insecta; Diptera; Diopsidae. The transcript has 6 exons. Gene Ontology annotation, biological process: mannose metabolic process; N-glycan processing; protein deglycosylation.
ACUAUACAACACGUCCAUUUUAUAAGCGCAUGGAACGUGUUCUGUUGUACUACUUGCGAGCGGCGGAACAGCUAAAUGCAUGGAAUGUAAAAUAUAAAAAUGACCGUUUUGAGAAAAUUCUAAGAAAUGUGCGUCGGCAGUUAUCCCUAUUUCAGCAUCACGAUGGCAUAACGGGCACCGCAAGAGCACAUGUGGUAGAAGAUUAUUCAAUCCGUCUGAAAAAUGCCAUUAAGGAUUGUCAGUAUGUUAUGGAAAUGAAUAUUUUCCGUUUAAUGACUAGAAAUUCUUAUGAAAAAAUGGAUUAUAAUAAGAAAUAUUUCGACAUAGAUGAUUCUAACUGGCCGUGUAACGGCUCAAUUCGUAGUCCAAUUAUUUUUAGCGAAGAAGAUGGAAACAGUAAAUUUCUAGUGUUUCACAAUUCAUUGGCACAAUGGCGAGAGGAAACAGUACAGUUUUUAGUUACUGCCCCAUUUAUUCUUGUCUCAGAUCUUGAUGGCCGUCCAAUACAAGCACAAAUAACUCCAGUUGUAAUUUGGGAUAAAAUAACUCCGACUUUUUUAACUAAACUUUAUAAUUUACAUUUUGUAGUUAAAAUACCUCCUCUGGGCAUGAAAACAUAUAUAUUAAAUCUGAAAUCGGAGAAAACGAAAUCAAAACAUACAUACUUCGCUUCAAACAUCAUAUCGAAUACAUCAUUUAUUGCUGUAAACAUUGAAAACUAUCCAAAGGAACUAAUAAAAUUUACUGCCCAACGUGAAUAUAUUAUAACUCUAACUAAUGGUGGCACCAUACAUUUUAAUAAUAAUGGAACUCUAAAGUCUAUAAAAACCGAUAGGAUUAGAGAACCCUGGCCGGUUUCAGUGCAAUUUUAUGAAUAUGGUACUAACUGGUGGAGCAAACAAUCUGGGGCUUAUCUCUUCUUGCCUAAUGGUCCAGGAAAACCCUUAGUAGGCAAUUUUGUACCUUAUAUUGUAUAUACCGAAGGACCAAUUGAGAGUUCUGUUUGCGUCGGUCUACCUCUUGUUGUACAUUGCACAAGGAUAUAUGAUAAUAAAAUUGAAAUACGUAAUAUUGUCAACAUAAGCCCAUUGAACAAUUUUGAAAUAUCUAUGAGAAUUGCAACAACAAUUAAAAAUAAAGAUGUUUUCUAUACUGACCUCAAUGGUUUGCAAAUGAUCAAGCGAAACUAUUUUCAUAAGCUUCCUUUGCAAGCGAAUUUUUACCCGGUACCCACUGCAGCUUAUAUUGAAGAUGAAAAUACGCGACUUACAAUAAUCACUGCUCAGCCUUUGGGUGGAACUUCUCUGUCAUCAGGAGUAUUAGAAAUAAUGUUGGAUCGGCGUUUAAGUCAAAGCGAUGGCCGUGGCUUAGGCGAGGGUGUACUUGACAAUCAACCAACAGAACAAAUAUUUCAUUUGUUGUUUGAAAACUUAGAAGGUUGUGAAAAACGUGUAGAAAAUCAUCCUGCCGGUGCAUUGACUUUGGCUGCAUACCGUGCUACUAAAGAGCUUCUAAAUCCUAUAAGUAAAUUUGUUUAUGUAUCAUUGGAAACAGCGUUACGAAAAGACUUCGGUACCAAAUAUUCACCAAUUAGUGAUGAUAUGGAAAUAAUUACAUUACGAAAUAUAAUUAAUCUGGAGAGAAACUCAACUGAAGUAAACACAGGAGUUAUUAUACAUCGCACCAAAGUGUUGGAAUGUUCUGCUCACACUGGAAAUCUGAACAAAUCGGUGCAACUACAUAAUUUAUUUCCGUUCCAGACUUAUGGAAGUUCUAUACACAGAACAACCUUAACUUUUUUAAAAAAUUUGGGUGAAGUCGAUAUAGAAGAACUACAAUUUUGUCCUAUGGACACAAAAGCACUAAUUUUUAAACAUAUUCCCUUUAAAAUAUAAUCAAUAUGGAAUUAUGCAAAAGGAAUUCAUCAAGACUUUAAAAAAUGUUUCGUAAAUACCACAACAAAAUACAAGAAACAGAUAAGUAGAUGAGUUAAUCCCAAUGAGCUAGCUAGCGGCUUAAGUGCAAGUCCAACAGUGCGUUAAAAGCAGGUUCCAGGUUUAAGUAAUAUUAAAGUAUAUAAGUAUAUAAAAUAUAGGAAACAUAAUAUUAUUAAAAGUAAUUGAAAAUGCAGCCGAGUCCGUUUUAAAGACCCGUUCUUUAGAUGUUUGUCUUCUGUUACAAAUUAGAUUCUUCUUAUCAAAGCAUAUUGUUAAUAAUAUAAGAUAGGUUAAAAUAAAAGAAAGUGUAAAA